AUGCGAAUCUCGCAUUCCUUCAACCUCCGCAGCGUGGCCUUCCUACUCGUCGCCCUAGCCACUGCGCUCCCCGAUGGCGAUCCAGACGAGAAUAUCGUAGAGGACUUGCCACAGAGCUACUUUGCCCUGGGCGAGCACUCCGGCUCCAUCCUGGCGCACAUCUUCCUCGAGGUUGUCUCCUGGUGCUUCAUUCUUCCUGUUGCUGUCAUGCUGAGUGUCGCCCAUUCACGGUACACCAUUCCCCUGCAAUUUGUGUUUCUGAUUGUCAAUGUCAUUGGUCUGCUCUUCGGCAUCAUCUACAACACUUCCACUCCAGACCUGUACGAGAACAACGCACACCACAAGAUCGGAUGGAUCGCGACCUGGGUGGUGUGCGCCCAAGUCGUCAUAGGUCUCAUUUAUGCCUAUUCCGGCCGCGGCGGAUCCAAGUCCACCUUCAUGCCUGUAUCGACCCAGAACAUGAUGAGCCACCAGCAGCUGUACUCCCCUGUUGGCGAAUACCGUUGGUCCGGCGACAGUGGCCGGGGCACCAGCUGCCCCACGACUCCCGACGAAGGGCACUUUACCAAACCAGAAGAUGACGAGGAGGAAGAAAAUGCCGAGGCGCCUACUCCUCUCGCGCGCAGCUGGUUGCGCAGCGCCGCCUUGGAUAAUUUCUUCACUAGUCGCGUUCCCAGUGUAGUAUCAAACCGCGCUCUCCAGGUACUACAUGUUGUUUACAACGUGAUUGAUCGCGUCAUCCUGCCAUUUGGCUUUGUUGCUGUAGCCACAGGCGGUGUCACUUAUGGUGGUAUCUUUAAAGGAGAAGGCAUUUUCAGCGGACUGGCGCAUUUUAUUAAGGGCGGCAUUUUCUUUUGGUAUGGUCUCGUUGUCCUGGGCCGGUUUAUGGGCUGCUGGGCGAACUUUGGAUGGUCCUGGAACGUGAAGCCCGCGGGCUCGCGCGCUGUCACAGGAGAGUUUGUUGAGUCUGCUCUCAUAUUCACAUAUGGCUCAACCAAUGUCUUCCUAGAGCACCUCGCAGGAUGGGGCAAGGCAUGGACUGCUCAGGAUCUGGAGCAUGUGUCGAUCUCAGUUAUGUUCUUCGGCGCUGGACUGUGUGGCCUGCUCCUCGAGUCGAACCGGGUGCGAAAUUGGCUGAAACAGAGCAUCAUGGGCAAGACAGCGGCUCCAUCGCAGCAAGAGGAAGAAUCCAGUGCGGUCUCGUUCAACCCCAUGCCGCUUCUGAUUAUUUUCCUACUAGGCAUAAUGAUGGGCAGCCACCAGCAGCAGCAAAUGGUGUCGACCAUGGUGCACAAGCAAUGGGGCAACCUGCUAUCUGGCGCAGCAAUGGCUCGCGCUGUGACCUACAUAAUCACCUAUGUCAAGCCGCCAACGUCCCAUCUGCCGGCGCGUCCGCCGUCGGAGCUCGUCGGGGCCUUCUGUCUGAUAUCUGGCGGGCUCAUCUUUAUGCUGAGUGCCUCCGAUAUCAUGGACGUCAUGGUCUGGUACGAUCUCGACGCCAUGUUCACUUUCAACGUGGCCGUUGGCCUCUCCUGCUUCAUCAUGGCGUACGAAAUCAUGGUCAUCGCCAUCAAAGCCUGGGCUGUCAAGGAGAAAGUUCAGUACCACGCGCGCUCGUGGUCUUCAGCGUGA
Molecule: messenger RNA, 1632 nt
Organism: Talaromyces atroroseus
Lineage: Eukaryota; Fungi; Ascomycota; Eurotiomycetes; Eurotiales; Trichocomaceae
Exons: 5
Coding region: 1-1632 (543 amino acids)
Source: RefSeq, a predicted model, not a curated record